AUGUCAACUUCGAUCACCAUUCCGAUGCGAACAACUUAUGGUGAGAGCAGCAAGGCUGCUGUAGCAGCCAGCUCCAGCUCCUCAUCCUCCUACUCAUCUUCACCUCGAACACCACAGCAACCACAAACAACACAAACAUCGACGCCUACCUCUUCGAAAGUCAAAUAUGGUCAUGAUCGGAGACCAAGUUUAUUGAGCUCCUCAUUCUCGAAGCAAGAACAUACUGUCAUCAACAUUGGAGAUCCUGACGGGGUACCGCGCUUGAUUACUUGCGUCCGAUCAUCUCAAGGCUACGAAUGGAACCCAGAGAUCUUCUUACCCUCAUACGUCGAAUGCGACUUCGAAUCCCUUGAACGAAAGCGUGACCCGGUCCACGAGAUCCGCCUGAGCGACGAGGAGAUCAAGCAGAUGUUCCCUCAAUAG
This is a messenger RNA of Hyaloscypha bicolor E, 423 nucleotides long. RefSeq lists its product as uncharacterized. NCBI's taxonomy places the organism in Eukaryota, Fungi, Ascomycota, Leotiomycetes, Helotiales, Hyaloscyphaceae. The coding region runs from base 1 to 423 and encodes 140 amino acids. The transcript is spliced from 4 exons. The record is from RefSeq and is a predicted model, not a curated record.